Molecule: messenger RNA, 2891 nt
Organism: Eleginops maclovinus (Patagonian blennie)
Lineage: Eukaryota; Metazoa; Chordata; Actinopteri; Perciformes; Eleginopidae
Gene: gpd1l
Product: glycerol-3-phosphate dehydrogenase 1 like
Exons: 8
Coding region: 168-1220 (350 amino acids)
Biological process (GO): carbohydrate metabolic process; glycerol-3-phosphate catabolic process
Cellular component (GO): cytosol; glycerol-3-phosphate dehydrogenase (FAD) complex
Molecular function (GO): NAD binding; protein homodimerization activity; glycerol-3-phosphate dehydrogenase [NAD(P)+] activity
Source: RefSeq, a predicted model, not a curated record
UGAUAACGUCAUCAGUAUAAGACGCGUGUUGUGCAGAUCGUCUCGAUAGCGUCCCUCCUCUCCAACCCCUCCAACCCCUCCACCCUCCAUGGAAGUGUAAGGUACCCCCCCAGUUUCUGCGUGAGGAGGACAGAGAGCGAGCAGAGGAAACACCAACAGCUCCACACAUGGCCUCCCCGCUCAGAGUGUGCAUCCUCGGCUCCGGGAACUGGGGCUCAGCCAUCGCCAGGAUCAUUGGAAGCAAUGCGACCUCGCUGCGUUUUGCCACCACAGUGAAGAUGUGGGUGUACGAAGAGAAUAUUAAUGGCAGAAAACUCACUGACAUCAUCAACAGGGAGCAUGAAAACAUCAAGUACCUGCCGGGAUACAAACUGCCGGAUAAUGUGGUUGCUGUCCCGCGCCUGCGUGAUGCUGCAGAGGGGGCUGACCUGCUGGUGUUCGUGGUCCCUCACCAGUUUAUUCGAAAUCUCUGUGAUGACAUGAAGGGCUGUGUGUCCCCCAAAGCUCGGGGAAUCACACUCAUAAAGGGUAUAGACGAGGGACCUGGGGGCCUAAAGCUCGUCUCUGACAUCAUCCGAGAGAAGAUGGGGAUUGACGUCAGCGUCCUCAUGGGAGCAAACAUUGCUAAUGAAGUCGCUGCUGAGAAAUUCUGCGAAACCACUAUCGGCAGUAGGAUUCUGGAGAAUGGACUGCUGUUCAAAGAGCUGCUGCAGACUCCCAACUUCAGGAUCACAGUGGUGGAUGAUGCUGACACGGUGGAGCUAUGUGGAGCUCUUAAGAACAUCGUGGCAGUGGGGGCCGGCUUCUGUGAUGGGCUGAAGUGCGGUGACAACACCAAGGCGGCUGUGAUCCGUCUGGGGCUGAUGGAGAUGAUGGCCUUCGCUCAACUCUUCUCCAAGAACGGCCCUGUUUCCACGGCAACCUUCCUGGAGAGCUGCGGUGUGGCCGACCUCAUCACGACGUGUUACGGCGGCCGCAACCGAAGAGUGGCGGAGGCUUUCUCCAAGACGGGGAAGAGCAUUGAGGAGCUGGAGAGGGAGAUGUUGAACGGACAGAAGCUCCAGGGUCCUGCCACCUCCGCCCAGGUAUACCACAUCCUCCAACAGAAGGGCCUGGUGGACAGGUUCCCUCUCUUCACAGCAGUCUAUCAGAUUUGUUUCGAGGGGCGGCCCGUUCAACAGAUGAUCUCCUGUCUGCAGAGCCACCCGGAGCAUGUGUGAUCAGGGUUUCACAGCAACACAUCAGUUACAGAGCAGCCAGAACACCACCGUUCAGCUCUAUCUUGUGCUAAAUUCAAACAUUAUUUACUUUUAACUUAAAACGUUUAUGAAGUCAAUAUUUUGCACUUUAUAUGGCUAUUAUUAUUUAGCUUUUUAUAAUGAUAUUAUUAACAAGUUUGUAUUCACUUCAGGUGUUUUCAACCUGGACUUAUUUUUAUAAUUAUGGCCAUUCACACAAUGCUAGGUUUGACUCUAUCUGUUGUUUCCGGGGAACCUGACUCUGACAAAACAACAUACACUGCCCGGGCCAAAAAAAAGGUCACAAGCCUGUGGGGGCAGUGCUGUGAUCUGGGGUUGCUGCAGUUGGUCUGGUCUAGGUUCAGCAACGUUAUGUGCCCAAAGAAUGAGGUCAACUGACUACCUGAAUAUACUGAGUGACCAGGUUAUUCCAUCAAUGGAUUUUUUCUUCCCUGAUGGCACGGGCAUGUUCCAAGAUGACAAUGCCAGGAUCCAUCGGACUCAAAUUGUGAAAGAGUGGUUCAGGGAGCAUGAGACAUCAUUUUCACACAUGGAUUGGCCCCCACAGAGUCCAGACCUGAACCCGAUUGAGAAUCUUUGGGAUGUGCUGGAGAAGACUUUGAGCAGUGGUCCGAAUCUCUCGUCAUCAAUACAAGAUCUUGGCGAAAAAUGAACGCAAGACAGAAAUAAAUGUUGUGACAUUGCAGAAGCUUAUGGAAACGAUGCCACAGCGAAUGCGUGCCGUAAUCAAAGCUCAAGGCGGUCCAACGAAUAUUAGAGUGUGUGACCUUUUUUUUGGCCAGGCAGUGUAUAUCGGGGCAAGCAGGUUUAACUCAUUUUCAAAAACCCUCUACAUUGAGAGAUCAUCUACAAAAAACAUGUAACUUUAUGUUAUUUUAAAGAUGGCACCAGUCCAGGUCAAAGUAUAUUUCCAGGUUUGUGAAUGAAUGCUUGAAAUGAAUCUGUGUUUACUUAAUGGGACAGUUUUGGAAAUCUUUACAAGCAGGUGCUGAAACAACUAAACACAGCAGCCAUAACAACAUGGGAUCAUACUGAUGAACUUUAGUUAAGUCCUGCACAAGCACAACACCUGUGCAAUAUGCAUUGUGACUUAGGUAGAGAUAAGGGUUUUUACUCUGUGUUUCAGUAUACCUUCACAGGAUUUGUGUUCAUGCAUUUUCUUCUCCUCUCAGGUAAACAUAGAGUAGUGCAAAAAAUGCUCAAAAAAAGACCCUCUCACAUCUAGCACUAAAAAUGGAUUCAAUGUGUACAGGCAGACAUGAGUUUCAGUUCUACAUUAAGUCAAUAACGCCUUUAAAUAAGCAGGAUUAGCUCAGUGUCUGUACAUUGUUCUUUUCUUGUUCAACUGCCAAACUGUUGCCAAGUAAUAGCAAUACUGUAAUAUGUAAUAUUGAAGAUUAUAUAGAGCUCUUUUCUAGUAUGAGUGUCCUUACAGUCCCAAUAGAGCGUCCCAGGACCCGCUGUGUGCUGGACAGUCCCGACAGUUCCCGUUGAAAAGUGCUGUGCUCGGCUCUUUAUCUGAGGGGGCGAGCCAUCUGCCAAUCCAGUGAAAUAGGCUGCGUUCAGCAUAAAGCCUUUCGUCCUCUAAAAGUGAAACAUUGUGAAAACAUGUCCAUUAAAGCUAAACUCUCA